Manis pentadactyla (Chinese pangolin) is the source of this 851-nucleotide messenger RNA. RefSeq lists its product as uncharacterized. The coding region runs from base 1 to 702 and encodes 233 amino acids. Lineage: Eukaryota; Metazoa; Chordata; Mammalia; Pholidota; Manidae. The transcript is spliced from 2 exons. The record is from RefSeq and is a predicted model, not a curated record.
AUGAGAGAGCCUGGCACCUACCAAAGCGCGUUGCUUCUGUUCGCACAAAAUGCGACAAGAUCAGCCUGUAGUAAUUACUCUCAGAAGAGGGAAACAGAAGAAAGCGCUGCUUACACCAGAACACAAUGCGCAAAGUUAACUCCACUCGCGUCCUCCUUCCGGAUCCUCUACGCAACUGCUGAAACGGCGUGGUCCGCCCCCACCCCAGGAACCCGUGAGCACUGUGUAUGCAAAGCAAAGCCGCGGGCGGCUGUGCAGCUCGUUAGGCGGCGCGUGGAGAGCCGCGCGGCGGCGGCGACCAGGGUCCGGACCCGCGCCCGCCACGUGGGUAGGGCGCACACCGCCUUCGCCUGCCGCCGCUUUCGGUCGCUUCUCCCCUCCUGUCUCCCGCGCUGUGUGCCCGCCUCUGGCCCCCCGGCUCUCCUCGCCCUCGCCUCCUUCCUUCUUUUGUUUUUGUCUGCGUCUCCACUCGCUCCGCGGUCGCCCUGCAGAGCCUGGGGCCGGGGCGGCGCGGGGCGCGGGGCGGCGCUUGGGGUCCCCGCGGCCGAGCCCAGCCGGGCCGGGCCGAGCCCAGCCGCCAGCGCCCGCCGCGGGGAGACGCGCCAUCCCAUCCCUAGAUGGCAGCAGGAUCCUGAAGCUGGCGCAGCCCGCUGCAGCCCUCGGGUUUGUCCUGCGCAGAUUGCCCGGGGGCACGGCGGCUAAACAGCCCGGCGCCUCCCCGGAGUGCAGGUCAAACAGAAGAGCGAGCCGGACAGCCGCAGCUGGCGGGACCUCGGGGUCAGAUGCUGCCGCUGCGGACGCCACAUCCUCGCUUUGCCCAAGAUGUGCUAGUAUGUUAAAAAAAUAAAAUA